This is a messenger RNA of Psilocybe cubensis, 1197 nucleotides long. RefSeq lists its product as uncharacterized. The transcript is spliced from 8 exons. The coding region runs from base 1 to 1197 and encodes 398 amino acids. Gene Ontology annotation, biological process: secondary metabolite biosynthetic process. Lineage: Eukaryota; Fungi; Basidiomycota; Agaricomycetes; Agaricales; Agrocybaceae. Gene Ontology annotation, molecular function: monooxygenase activity. The record is from RefSeq and is a predicted model, not a curated record.
AUGAAUGUCCGGUGUCCUCCCAGCAUGACCAGAGUGUUGCACCAGUGGGGCCUGAAAAAUGAGAUCGAUGAAAUGGCGCAGGUUUGCGACAGAAUCAACUGGUACUCUGGUCCCAAUGCCGAACCACUGGGUUCACUUAUUCUCGAACACUUCGUCAGAGAUGUCGCGGCCAACCUUUGUUUCCUUGAGCAUGGACGACUGCAUGACUUGUUCCUCAAGUUGGCUAAGAACCAAGGAGUGGAUAUCAAAUACAAUUCGAGGGUAAUAGGCGCCGACUCAGAAACAGGCUAUGUGUCGUUGGAGAAUGGCGAACAGGUGUAUGGUGAUGUAAUUAUAGCCGCAGAUGGUUAUAACAGCGCCAUGCGUGAUAUUGUUGUGGGAGAGGAGAACAACACGAAUCCGGAGAAAACGCUCAUUUUGUCGUUUGGCUUGCCAUCCUGUGUGUUACAAGGCGAUCCAGAGCUACAAUCGGUCGUGGAUUCUAAUGCAACGUCGUAUUGGCUUGGAGAUGGUUAUUUCUGUGUUGGAAAUUUGCUAAACAAAGACCGUGAUUUCGCUGGGGUGGUAUCUCAGAAAUAUAGCGGUUCACGAGAAGUCGGCGACUGGACCACAGCUGAGGAUAUCGGUCAAACUAACAUUGAUUUUGGGAAACUGGACACAAGGGCAAGCGUAGACAGCCUGGUAUGCGAAAAUUCAAGAAUAGCUCUUGUCGGGGGCGCCGCGCAUCCGUUACUGUAUGGUGCCAACCACAAUCACGCACUGGGAUUUGAAGAUGCCCAAGCACUCGGAUGCCUGUUCUCGCGGUUGCAAUGCAAAGACCAAGUUUCACAGCUCUUGACGGCUUACAACGAGAUCCGACAACCAUGGUCCCAAUUUGCUCUCGCGCACACAUAUAGACACCAUCAGCUGCUGAGGCUCCCUGUCGGCCCGGAACAGCAGGCGAGGGACGCGUUGAUGCGCCCGACGAUGAGGCGUCUGGGCGAUGCCGCCGCCGCCGCCGCCGUGCCGGACGGCAGUAUCGACGAGCCGCUGUUCAGGCGCGUGUGGGGAGGGGAUUUGCAGCUGUUCGCGUAUGAUGCGAGAGAGAGGGUGGAGGACUGGUGGAGCAAAUGGGGGGCGUCUAUUGUGAAGAAGUCGAGUAUGGCCACCUUGGUCGUGCCCCGGGUGCAGGUUUCGGUGUCGACCAAGACGGAGUGA